AUGCCUUCAGAAGGAGAAUCGUCAUCCAAGGCUGCUGAGAUCAAACCCUCAGAGACAACAGCUACCAGUAACAUUCGUCUCAAGUUUGAUGGACUCCCUAAACUUCAAGGGCAAUCCAACUAUCAAACUUGGGCGAGUGCCUGGAGGAUAACGUUCGACGCUGUAGACUGGUGGGAAGCGUUGAGUAUCGAGAACCCUGACGAGAAUGACACCGAACUCAGCAAAACCGAGAUAAAGAAGGCUCGUAAACAAAUGCACAGCCUUCUCAUCUCUGCUGUAUGCGAAGAAAUACAACCAACAGUCGUCUCCGCCGAAAAUGCAUUCUACACAUGGAAGGCGCUCAAAGACCUCUACGAUCGUGUCUCACCCAAUACCACGAUCACCCUCCUCAGCCGUGUCCUAGACACGAAGAUGCAAGAAGGCGGAUCACUGACCGAGCAUCUCGCGACCUUCGAAGCGAACUGGAAUACUCUCAAGUCCAGAUGCCAAAGCGCAGACCACAAACUCGCUCAGGCUCUCCUACCCCUCACCAAAUCCAACGAAGCCAUGGCGCCAUUCCUCCUAAGCUCGCUACCCAAAUCGAUGAGCAACGUUGUAGACAACAUCCAGACCAAACAGGAUGUCACCUACGAAGACGUACGCCAACGACUACAGAACCUGGAUGAGGUACCCCCUCAAUCAGGAAACAAAGUACUCCAUACCAGGAGUACUACAAGCGACAAGGAAUCCACCUGGUGCAAGAAAAGGGGUCAGCCUUACAAAGGCCACGAGUACACGGAGUGCAGAAAGCUCAAAGAACAGAACAAGAACAGAAAGGGAAGGAGAAAGGACAACUCGGCAUCGGUUGUAGUAAAUGACUCUACAACCACUAUCUGUAUGGUACGCCACGACAUCUCCCAACCCCUUACUUGGAUCCUUGAUUCUGGAGCAACCUCUCACGUCACACCCUUCCAAGACCAACUCAUCGACAUCCGACCUCACACCGGCAACGUCCGAACAGCUGAUGGAACCAACCACGCUGUCACCGGAAUGGGAAGCGCUAGUUUCAGCUGCCACCUUCCCGAUGGAAGUAGAUCUUCCAUACUCCUCACCGAUGUGCUGUUGGUCCCAACCUUGGGAAUUGUGGGAUUGGUCUCCGAAACCGUGCUCGACAAAAAGGGAUUUAGAACGGAGUCAGGAGGAGGAAGCAAGUUGGUUACAAAAGAAAAGAAAGGAAUAAUUUGGGGAAAAUUGGAAAAGGGACUUUGGAAUGUACAAGUAGUUAGCAAUACAGUUCGUUUGACCUCUUACGAUGAAUGGCAUCAAGCGUUAGGCCACCCUGCGACACUAGAAAACUUGUAUCACGACAUUCAAAGGCUGCCUCCCAAACCAGAAAGUUACCACUGCAGUCAAUGUGCACUAUCAAAAAGCGUACACAAGAAACCUGCACCAAUUAGUACUAGAUCCGAACGACCAUUCAAACUAAUCCACUCAGAUCUAUCUGGAAAGUUCAGUAUACAGUCACAAGGAAAAGCUCAGUACUAUAUGUCCUUCAUCGAUGAUUUCACCCGCUUCGCAUGGAUAUACCUCCUGAAACAGAAAGAAGACGCAAAAAAAGCCAUCAAGGAUUACGUUACAAGGAUCGAGAAACAGUAUAGCACAACAAUACUGAGAUUCAGAACGGAUGGUGGUGGUGAAUACAUCAACAAGGACAUAACGAACUACUUCGAUUAA
Molecule: messenger RNA, 1713 nt
Organism: Morchella sextelata
Lineage: Eukaryota; Fungi; Ascomycota; Pezizomycetes; Pezizales; Morchellaceae
Exons: 1
Coding region: 1-1713 (570 amino acids)
Biological process (GO): DNA integration
Molecular function (GO): nucleic acid binding
Source: RefSeq, a predicted model, not a curated record